AUGAGAGUUCUCAAGACGUCGUUACAUUGCCUCUUUUGGGUGAACAUGUUGGAUGAUGUUACCUGUGGCAGCAACAAGUUACGGAUCACAAAACAAGAAUGCUGUAUGGUUGGCUCAAUGCCUUGCAAUGAAACAGCAGCAGCAUCUACUGGAUCGGAUGAAUACCAGGUUAUUUGCAGCAACAAUGGUAUUGGGAAUACCAUAAGGUAA
Messenger RNA from Lichtheimia ornata, 210 nucleotides. RefSeq lists its product as uncharacterized. Bases 1 to 210 code for a protein of 69 amino acids. NCBI's taxonomy places the organism in Eukaryota, Fungi, Mucoromycota, Mucoromycetes, Mucorales, Lichtheimiaceae. The record is from RefSeq and is a predicted model, not a curated record. The transcript has 3 exons.